AUGGCCACGGCUGAAUUGGGCAGCGCGGCUCGCCUGAAAGCCGGUCGAGAGGGAAUUGGCAGCGCGACCGAGCCGGUGACAGUCACAGGGAAAUUCAAGGAAAUCCUGCCGUUGCCACUCGAAUUCCGCCAGGCGGCCACGGGAGAGUGGCGGAGGGUGGCGGGCGGCCAGAAGGGGCACAGCAGGCACGCCAUCCCACGCAACACCGGCUCCGCUUUGUCCGUUCAUCAGCUAGGCCUUGACACUCCUCACACAUCCUGGCCUCACCACCACACCCCUAGCAUCCUCAACGCCGGCUUCAUCUCCAGCAUCUCGCAUCAAUCCUUGCGCAUCAGUCACCUGCUGCCGCAUCCUUAUAUGAGCCUAACCCGAUCGACUCUUCGUUCGGUUACGUUCAACUCGACCCAAGUCGCCCACGUCUUCAAGCGCACCAGCAGCUUUUCGCAUCAGCCACUCCGAGCCUGCUACUCAACGCACUCGCGCUCCACCCGACCCCGAUCGCUCCAGGCCACCGCACCUUUCGCAGCGCUUUCUGCCGUCUCGCUUCGCAACCAAUCCACCACCAACUCACACACUUCCGACAAUAUGACUGAGCACGUCAACGGUACCAACGGCACCGCCUCGUCGUCCAGCGGCAACAAGGUCCACAAGGUCGUCAUCAUUGGCUCCGGCCCUGCCGGUCACACCGCCGCCAUCUACCUGGCGCGUGCCAACCUCGAGCCCGUGCUCUUCGAGGGCAUGCUCGCCAACGGCCUCGCUCCCGGCGGACAGCUCACCACCACCACCGACGUCGAGAACUUCCCAGGCUUCCCCGAUGGCAUCCGUGGUCCCGAGAUCAUGGACAAGUUCCGCGCACAGUCCGUCCGCUUCGGCACCGAGAUCCACACCGAGACCAUCUCCAAGGUGGAUCUCUCGUCGCGCCCCUUCAAGUUCUGGCGCGAAUACGCCGAGGACCAGGCGCCCGAGCUCACCGACACCCUCAUCAUCGCCACCGGUGCCAGCGCCAAGCGCAUGCACCUUCCGGGCGAGGACACCUACUGGCAGAGCGGUAUCUCGGCCUGCGCCGUCUGCGACGGUGCCGUGCCCAUCUUCCGCAACAAGCCGCUCGUCGUCGUCGGCGGCGGUGACAGCGCGGCCGAGGAGGCCAUGUACCUCACCAAGUACGCUUCGCACGUGCACGUGCUCGUGCGCAGAGACGAGCUGCGUGCGUCCAAGAUCAUGGCCAAGCGUCUGCUGGCGCAUCCCAAGGUGACGGUGCACUUCAACACCGUGCCCACCGAGGCCAAGGGUGACGGCGAGCUGCUCAAGGCGGUGCGCGUCAAGGACACCAAGACGAGCGAGGAACGCGACAUGGACGCCAACGGCCUCUUCUACGCCAUCGGCCACCUCCCCGCCACCUCGCUCGUCAAGGGCCAGGUCGACCUCGACAGCGACGGCUACAUCAUCACCACCCCAGGCACCGCACAGACCUCGGUCAAGGGUGUCUUUGCCGCCGGAGACGUUGCGGACAAGAAGUACCGCCAGGCCAUCACCAGUGCCGGCACCGGCUGCAUUGCUGCGCUCGAGGCGGAGCGCCUGCUCGCAGAGGAGGAGGUGCUCGACCCCGUCGACGCCGCACAGGCCAACCACUACACUGGCACGGACAAGGAAACGCUCACCACUCGCUAUCGAACCAACCUCGGAGAAGUACGACGCAGCACACUCCCGUCUCGCGGCACUCUGGCUCCGCCGACACCACCGAGACAGCGACCUGCCUUGGUAGCCGCGUCACCUCUUCGACUCCGCGCGCAGACGGAUCCUAACGUCAUCGCAGCUGCACUCAUUGCUUUCCUCAGCAUCGACCAACGAUUCCGACAGAGCAUCGCCAUUGGUGCUUCAGCCGCUUCGAACGAGCAGGCGUCUUGA
This is a messenger RNA of Moesziomyces antarcticus, 1905 nucleotides long. Its product is annotated as thioredoxin reductase. Gene Ontology annotation, biological process: removal of superoxide radicals. Gene Ontology annotation, cellular component: cytoplasm. NCBI's taxonomy places the organism in Eukaryota, Fungi, Basidiomycota, Ustilaginomycetes, Ustilaginales, Ustilaginaceae. The record is from RefSeq and is a predicted model, not a curated record. The transcript has 3 exons. Gene Ontology annotation, molecular function: thioredoxin-disulfide reductase (NADPH) activity. Bases 1 to 1905 code for a protein of 634 amino acids.